Archocentrus centrarchus (flier cichlid) is the source of this 4450-nucleotide messenger RNA. RefSeq names its product golgi associated, gamma adaptin ear containing, ARF binding protein 3b (gene gga3b). Bases 28 to 2121 code for a protein of 697 amino acids. Gene Ontology annotation, biological process: Golgi to plasma membrane transport; protein localization to cell surface; intracellular protein transport. NCBI's taxonomy places the organism in Eukaryota, Metazoa, Chordata, Actinopteri, Cichliformes, Cichlidae. The record is from RefSeq and is a predicted model, not a curated record. Gene Ontology annotation, molecular function: ubiquitin binding; small GTPase binding; phosphatidylinositol binding. Gene Ontology annotation, cellular component: trans-Golgi network. The transcript is spliced from 17 exons.
GUGACAUCACGCGAUGUUUGUAGUGCUAUGGCGUACCAGGAAGGGGAGUCGCUUGAAUCUUGGCUCAAUAAAGCCACCCAUCCAACAAACAGGCAAGAGGACUGGGAGUACAUAAUCGGCUUCUGUGAUCAGAUCAACAAGGAAUUGGAAGGUCCCCAGAUAGCUGUAACUCUGCUCGUACACAAAAUCCACUCUCCGCAAGAAUGGGAAGCUCUUCAAGCUCUGACAGUACUGGAGGCAUGUAUGAAGAACUGUGGCAGACGGUUUCACAACGAAGUCGGAAAAUAUCGAUUUUUGAAUGAGCUGAUUAAAGUUGUUUCUCCAAAGUACUUGGGUGACAGUGCGCCUGAGAAGGUGAAAAGAAAGAUUGUUGAAAUGCUGUACAGCUGGACUGUCGCGUUUCCCAGUGAAACCAAGAUCGGUGAAGCCUACCAGACACUGAAGAGACAGGGCCUCGUGACACAUGACCCGGAGUUACCGCUGGACAGGACUCUGAUUCCUUCUCCUCCAACGCGACCUAAACAUCCGGUGUUUGACAAUGAGGACAUGGGAAAGCUGCUUGCUGAGCUUCUCCGGAGUAAAAACCCCGAAGAUCUUCAGGAAGCCAACAGAUUAAUCAAAAACAUGGUGAAAGAGGAUGAGGCGCGAGUGCAGAAGGUUACAAAGCGAAUGCACACACUGGAGGAGGUGAACAUCAACGUCAAGUUGCUGACUGAGAUGCUGUCCCACUACAAUAAAGACAUUUCCACUGACUCAGACAAGGAGAUCAUUAAGGAGCUCUACGAGCGCUGUGACAAGCUGAGGCGAGCCGCUUUCAAAAUGGCCACUGAGACAGAGGACAAUGACACCAGUUUAGGUGACAUCCUCCAGGCCAGCGACGACCUGUCCAAAGUCAUCAGCUCCUAUAAGAAGAUUGUUGAGGGGCAGCCAAUCAACGGCGACAGCGAAGAACCUCAAUCUACAGCUGGUCACAGCGAGAGCGAAAUCACAGAUACACUGAUUGACCUCGCCGGCCUUGAUGUUCCGAGCCCUCCGCAGCCUGCUGCCCCUCCGUCCCACUCCUCACAGCCCAUCUCUACUGAUCUCACAGUGACCCCGAUCCCUAUCCUGCCGCCUCCUCCCAAACGCCUCACCGGCAGCCAGAGCAGCAGCCCGAGUCAUCCCCCCGCCGACCAGGCCUCUACUGCACUCUCUCUCCUGGAUGAUGAGCUACUGUCUCUUGGACUAAAUGACCCCCCUACCUCUCAGAGCAGCCAAUCAAAACCUAAGCUUGAUGAAAUCGCCGAUCAGUGGGAUUCCUUGCAGGCCCCAGCAGCAAGCAUGGGUAUGUUUGGCAGUAUAGCUUGUUCAGGUCCAGUGGUGCCGCCAGCUGAAUCAGCCACCACCUGCAGUCUACAGAACCUGCAGGACCUGGCCAUGAUGGGCUUUUCAGAUCACAAGAGUUUGUCCAACCAGAAGAUGGCCAGAGGAAACAGCUUUGGAGUUCCUGCAGCAGGACCGCCUCUCAUUCCUGUGCAGGGUUCUCCCUCUUCGGCAUCUCUUCUCCAGGGAACCAUGCCUGGCUCUCCUGCCUUGUCCCAUAUGAAGGCCCAUAGCCUCGACUCGGCCCCAGGAAGUCCGCUGUUCCGCUCUCUGUCCCCUUGCCACCCUCCACUCCAGGGCAGCCCGGUUAGAGCCAAUGAAAUCUCCCUGAGCAAUGUGCACGUUCCUCUGGAAGCCAUCAGACCAAGUAAAGUCUUACCCGUGACUGCAUAUGAUAAGGACGGUGUUCGUGUGCUGCUCAAUUUUGCUUCUGAUUGUCCCCCCGGGAGGCCUGAUGUGUUGGUAAUGGUGGUGUCAAUGCUUAAUACAGCACCCCUGCCUGUUCAUAGUGUGGUCCUACAAGCUGCUGUUCCCAAGUCAAUGAAGGUGAAGUUGCAGCCCCCAUCAGGAACAGAACUGGCACCCUUUAACCCCAUUCUACCUCCAGCCUCCAUCACUCAGAUCAUGCUGCUGGCCAACCCAGCAAAGGAUAAGGUGCGCCUGCGUUACAAGAUGGCUUUCACUCUCGGAGACCGUCCAUGCAAUGAGGUUGGAGAAGUCGACCAGUUCCCCCCGCCAGAGAUGUGGGGUCAUCUAUAGCAGUGUGCAGGCUGGCUACUCAGCAGGGACAGGCUGGUUCAUACUCCAUGAAGGGGUGUGAGUGCGUGUGUGUGUUCAUAUCCAUCCCAGAGAGAUGGAAAAGGAAGGUUGUUAAUUUCAGUUGCACUCUUCAGCUUUACAUUCCUUUCAGUGGGUCACGUUUUGGAUGUUAUUAUUACUGAGAUGUUAAAAGCAAACACUAAAGGUUUUAUUGAUACAGUGCUUGCACAUUACUGCAGAUAGCUAACAAAGCAAAGAUAGAUACUAGUAAGUAAGGCAACCUUGGUGCUUACAGGCUUUGACAGAUAUUUUAAUGCAUUUUCCCGAAGAGGAAAUAGUUUGAAAGUACAAUGAAUUAUGCAUUAGAGACUGAGAUGUUGGGUUUAUCGCAACAAAUAUUUUAAAAGAAACUAACCUUGAAGUUAGCAGAGCCUGAGCUGGCAGAUGUGCUUCUAUUUAUUCAUGUGGUUGAACAUUUAUACUUGAAUAUAUCCUGAGAGUUGAAGAUUAACUUGAUAUGAAGGAUUCAGUUACAUACGAUCGCUGCAGAAAGAUAGAGAGAUGAAUAUUUAGGAUUAUUUUAUCCAACAGGAUUUUGGGUAUGUGUGAUUAAAUUGUGUUGCUAAUAUCGCCCUGUGCUAGAUUAGCUGCUAUGAAGGAAAGGUAGAGCACUUAGAUGGUAAUAUGGAAUUGCAGAAUUGCCGUUAUGAGUCCAACACUGUUUUUUUUUUUUUUGUUUUUUUUUCAUGUUUUCUUUUGAAGGUAAAUGAUUCUCAGUUAGUCGGUAUCUAUAGUUUUGUUCUGUAUUAAAAAAUUGUUUACUCCCCUCCUACCAGGCUCAAUACUGGGAGUAUUUCUGUCAUAAUUAUUAUUGUCUGUUCAUAGUAUGUCAGUGGAUCGCUCAACCCAAAAAAUGUGAACUGAACCAACCUGAAUCUAAAUCUGUCACUAAGCAGAUUGCUUUCCAGUGUGCAGCAGUGGGAUGGAGUGAAGCUGUGUUUUCAUACGUCUGUGGGCUCAACCCUCCCCAACACUGGAUUCCAGAACUAUUCAGACCCCUUUCACUUUCUCCACACUGAAGAUGUGGAUACAAUUGAUAUUUUUGUUCACGGAUCCUCACUGAGAUCCUCUGAUGCCUCAUUAAACUGGAUAGGGAGCAUCUGUGAGCCGUCAUCUUCACAUCUCUCGACAGAUCUGUGGGCUUUAAAGCUUGGCUUUGGCUACAACGCACAAAAACAAUCAUUGUUUUUGGCUUUGUGUCGCUGUUUUAUGUAAGCUUGUUUCCAUCACUGAAAGGAAGAAAAGCAUUUUUGCCAUUCAUAAGUCAAAAUUCCAACUUGACGACUCAAACUUCUGAGAAAGUUACUCAAAAUUGAGAAAAUAUCUUUAAAUUUUGAGUUAUCUCAAAUUUUUUCAGUGUCAGAAACAAGUUUCCAUAGUAUUUGGAUGCAUUCAUCCUUUCAGGCCUGCUUCUCAAAGAAAGGUCACGCUUGGAUUCUUUUCCCAACCAGACCGGAGUACCCCUUUCCUCUCCCUCUGGACACUGUAAAUGCCAUUUGGCAACUACAAGCAGGCUGUCAAAUGCUGAUAGUGAAGUGUGGCAUCCAAGCUGCUGCUCUGACAUGCUUGAUUAAAAGCUACUGAGAUGGUUGUCCUUAUGGCAGGUUCACUAAUCUAGGCUGAGGAAAAUCCAAGCUUGUUAGUGGCCUUUGGCUUCACAGCCACCUCCCUGACUGAAGCCCAAAUGUUGGACAACUAACUCUACAAAACAGAAUCAAUGUCGUUUCACUGUUUUUCUUCUUUUUCACAAUAACUGGGACGUCUCAAAGCUUUAAACAGUUAACAGUUUCAUCAGACUUCCUCUUUAUUUUUGGUUCUGCUGUGCAGCAUGACUUGUGGGACCUUACAUAAACGCCAACACAGGUACACACCUGUCUAAACAAUGUCUGAUUCAUUUACUUUGCCACAGGUGGACUUUAGACACGUCUCAACAGUAAUUGAAGCAAACAGGACCAAACAAACCACAAUUUGAAGCACCACACCAAAGGCACCAAAUGCUUUCUGAGACUUUAUGAUUGCAAACACAUUUUGUUUAAAAUAAACUCAAUGGAACAUAAAGGGGGUCCUAACACUUUGAAUUCACUGCAUUCCAUCUCUGAUAGUCCUCUGCUCAUCAUACUGGAUGUACAGAAGUGUGUUUACUGUACAUACUAUGUAAUGUAAUAAUGUACCUGCUGUUUGGUGUAUGACAAGUUCUGUGAAAAUGUCACAUGUAGAUUUUGGGAGAGUGUUAGGACUGUAUAUGAGGUAUGAUGUGUCAUUUAUUUAC